AUGAAUUUCGAUGCAGCUCGAGACCUUCUACUCGCUUCAUUCUGGCCCAUUCUACACUCCGACCUUGCUCGGCCAAUUGCGAUUCUGCCUCUCGUUCAGGCUUUGCGGAUCCUUUCGAAGUCGCCUGCGUCGCUGAAUCGAGUGGCGCUGGCUGACUGUCCACGACUGACCCAGACCAAGCCUCGCAUCGCGCGCCUCAAGCUGCUCGAUGACUCAUGCUGCAGCAGAGUUGCGUUGCCCUUUCCGUGGCAAGCGAUCGAUAGGCCCUUUUCUAAGCCAGUCUCUUAUUGCCGGUUUUAUUCAAAUUCUUCUCGAUCGAUCGAGUGA
Protopolystoma xenopodis is the source of this 327-nucleotide messenger RNA. The record is from the annotation of a GenBank genome assembly. NCBI's taxonomy places the organism in Eukaryota, Metazoa, Platyhelminthes, Monogenea, Polystomatidea, Polystomatidae.